Molecule: messenger RNA, 2085 nt
Organism: Suillus subalutaceus
Lineage: Eukaryota; Fungi; Basidiomycota; Agaricomycetes; Boletales; Suillaceae
Product: muts domain V-domain-containing protein
Exons: 23
Coding region: 1-2085 (694 amino acids)
Biological process (GO): mismatch repair; reciprocal meiotic recombination
Cellular component (GO): nucleus
Molecular function (GO): ATP-dependent DNA damage sensor activity; mismatched DNA binding; ATP binding
Source: RefSeq, a predicted model, not a curated record
AUGCACGAUGCCAGCUUUGUUAUCGCUCUCAUCGAAAGCCGAGGGAUUGCGCACGAAGUGGGUAUGGCCGCUCUCGAUAAAGAUACGGGUAGAGUCAUGCUCAUUCAGACUCUACACCAGAUGCAUGUGCAUACGCCACACAUGAUCCUAGUUCCAGAUACGUUCAUAUCCUCUACAAACACGAGCCUCACUCCUGCGUCUGGUACACGAGGAACUUCAUCGUCAUCGUUGUCGGUGCAGUUCAUCAGGGAGGAGUUUCCUCAAGUCCCCAUCGAACCUGUACCAAGAAAAUACUGGAAUGAUAGCGCCGGCUACCAGUUUAUUGCUCAGUUCUGUGUUGAAGACGAUGAGCGUGCGGCUACACUGGUCUCCGUGACAGACAAAUACUAUACACUCUCAGCUGCUUGUGCUCUUUUCAAAUUUGUAGAAACUCGCCUCAACACUCGCUUUUCUGCGUGUUCUCUUCGUAUACGUUAUAUCCCUGUUGAGGGGACGAUGAUGAUCGACCCCGAAACUGUUAGAAAUCUGGAGCUAAUCAACAAUCAGACCCGCAAGAAAUCCACGCAUUCUCUCUUUGGAGUGCUUAACUACACCUACACCGCAAUGGCUACACGACUCUUGCGAACGAAUAUACUGGCACCCCUGACAGCCCAAAGCGCCUUGGAUGCCCGCCUAGAUGCCGUGGAAGAGCUGAUUCACAGCGAGGACAAAUUUACUGAGAUAAAGGAUGCCUUAAAAGUCUUGAAUAAGAUGGACUUUGACAAGCUCAUCUCCUCGCUUGGGUUUUCUGAAGUACGGCCAACAACAACAGCAAAGGGAGCCUUUUCCCGCGUGUCACAGAUACUCAGCUUGCGCACUGCUAUUCGAAGCCUUCCAUUUUUGCAGAUGGCCUUGAAUGGAUGCAAGUCUCAGCUACUGCUGAUAAUAUACGACAUACUGUCUGAUGAACGGUUGACUAAGAUCGAGGAGCUUAUCGCGGAAAACCUCAACGACGACGCAGGACCGGUCAAGGGAGGGAUUGGCGCGAUUAACGCAAGAGUAUACGCAGUUAAGGCAAACCGCAACCGGCUCUUGGAUGUUGCUCGUGGAACUUUCAAAGAAAAUGUUGCAGAUAUAUAUCAGCUCAACCACGCCCUAAGCGAACGGUAUUCCCUGCCCCUUACUCUUGUUUAUCAAGAAAGUGGCUUCGUGUUUGCUCUCAAGAAGGAUGAGCUUGAGGAUGAGCUGCCGAAGGAGAUUCAUCAACGUAAAAAAAUGAACGCUCGAAUGAAAGAUUCAUUGGAGGAGACGCUGGUCUUAAGCGACAAGAUUAUCCGGGACGUUGUAGGGCAGAUUAUAGCGUUUUCGGGAGUGCUCUAUUCUGCUUCGGAAGCGGUUGCAACCAUCGACUUAUUAUGGUCUUUUGCUCAUGUCUCCAUUACGAUCAAGAGUGGUCGUCAUCCUAUCCUUGAGACUGUUCAGUCCGCUGGAAUGGUCGUUUCAAACGAUAUUUAUUGCAGCGACGCUGCCCACUUUCACAUUGUUCAGGGGCCAAACACAUAUCUGCGUCAAACGGGCCUUCUCAUUGUGAUGGCAAUGGUCGGUUGUUUUGUGCCUGCUGAGUAUGCAAGCUUUCGUCUGCAUGACGCCUUACUUACUCGGCUCUCCAAUGAUGACGAUAUAGAGAAGAGUCUUAGCACGUUUGCAAAUGAAAUGACAUCCUCCGCUAUGAUUCCUAGAACACUGGUACUCAUCGACGAAUUGGGUCGAGGGACAUCUCCUAUUGAGGGUCUUGGUAUAGCACAUGCUAUUGCAGAGGAACUCAUCAAAUUAAAAUGUUUUGUUCUCUUCGCUACCCAUUUCCACGAGCUAUCGACCACUCUUUCUCGACAGCCUGCUGUGGUGAAAUUGUCCGUCCAGCGUUCACGUCCAUCGGCCUCUAACUUCGGCCUGACAUUUCAAUACAAUCUCGAUCAGGACUUGGAACUAGCCAAAUUAGCUGACCUCCCCGACGACGUGCUCACUGAAGCGAGACGAAUUGAACUGGUCGCAUAUCUGGCACGACUGCAGAGGGACUUCAUGAAGACUCUGAAGGAUACCCUUUGA